AAUCGGCUUCGUUAAUCUAAAAUAGCUCUAGAGAGGUUAGGGUUACACGCUCCUUCCUCCUACUUUGGGGUCAAUUUUACUGAUCGAAUUUUCGCGUGAUUUAUAGUUCUCAGGCUUGACGAUCUGUAACUAUGGCGGCAGAGCAGAAGGCGACGACUGAAGAAGUAAAGAUGGAUCUGUUCGAGGACGACGAUGAGUUCGAGGAGUUUGAAAUUAACGAAGAUUGGGUUGAGAAAGAGGAAGUGAAGGAAGUAGGCCAGCAGUGGGAAGAUGACUGGGAUGAUGAUGAUGUCAAUGACGACUUCUCGCUUCAGCUGAGGAAGGAACUUGAGUCUGAUAAGAAAUGAAUGAGCGAGCAGCUCUCAAGAUUAAGAUUGUUAUUUGAAUUGCAUCCUUUUUUUUCAUUGUUGCUUCUACUUUACAACCCUUUGCACAUUUGUACUCUUGGAUGCAAAUUCCUCCCUAUCUUUUAAGAUGAUGAAUCUUAUGUGCUAAAUAGAUGUUGGAUUCUCUA
Molecule: messenger RNA, 514 nt
Organism: Brassica napus (rape)
Lineage: Eukaryota; Viridiplantae; Streptophyta; Magnoliopsida; Brassicales; Brassicaceae
Product: protein DELETION OF SUV3 SUPPRESSOR 1(I)
Exons: 2
Coding region: 132-347 (71 amino acids)
Biological process (GO): proteasome assembly; double-strand break repair via homologous recombination; mRNA export from nucleus
Cellular component (GO): proteasome complex; proteasome regulatory particle, lid subcomplex
Source: RefSeq, a predicted model, not a curated record